Aphidius gifuensis is the source of this 747-nucleotide messenger RNA. RefSeq names its product speckle-type POZ protein-like B. Gene Ontology annotation, cellular component: cytoplasm; nucleus. Lineage: Eukaryota; Metazoa; Arthropoda; Insecta; Hymenoptera; Braconidae. Bases 1 to 747 code for a protein of 248 amino acids. The transcript has 2 exons. The record is from RefSeq and is a predicted model, not a curated record. Gene Ontology annotation, biological process: proteasome-mediated ubiquitin-dependent protein catabolic process; regulation of proteolysis. Gene Ontology annotation, molecular function: ubiquitin protein ligase binding.
AUGUCAGUACCUGCUGGACUUACACAGAAUUUCAUUCGCCUUGUAACAUCACAACAAGCACAAGACUAUGUUACUGACUUGUUAAAACCAAUUAAUGGACAUUUACAAAAUGAUGAACUUAAAAUUUAUUGCACAAUAACAAUGUCUAAAAAACUAACAAAAAAAACUAAUGUAAUUUCGACAUUGGAUCAUGCAAGACAACAACUGAGUGUCAACUGGAAAAAACUUUUGUUAAGUGGACAAUCAGCUGAUGUUACCAUUCUAAUGGGUCAAAAAUCAUUUCCUGCCAUCAAAGGAAUUCUUGCAGUACGUAGUCCUGUGUUUGCUGCAAUGUUUAAUCAUGAACAAUUAAAAGAAAAUCAAAAAAACGAAGUUGUUAUUGAAGAUAUUGAUGAAGAUGUUUUUGAAGAAUUUUUACAUUUCAUUUAUACUGGUGAAUCACCAAAUAUUAACAAAAUGCCGAUGAAACUACUUGCUGUUGCUGAAAAAUACCAAGUGGAUUGCCUUAAAAAUAUUUGUGAAGAAAUAUUAUGCGAAACGAUAAAUUCUGAGAAUGUUGAAAGUAUUCUUGUUUUUUCUGAUAAAUAUAGUCUCAAAAAACUGGAUGAAGAAUGUUUCAAAUUUAUGAAAAAGAAUUUUCGAGGUGUUUUGUCAAAAAAAACACUUUUAAAUUACAGACAAAAAUAUCCUCAAGUUUUUUUAAGAGUUCCUGAGGAGUUGUUGUCAGCAAAACCAGUUAAUUUUUAA